Molecule: messenger RNA, 645 nt
Organism: Acanthamoeba castellanii str. Neff
Lineage: Eukaryota; Discosea; Longamoebia; Acanthamoebidae
Product: Adaptin earbinding coat-associated protein 2 (NECAP-2) isoform 2, putative
Exons: 6
Coding region: 1-645 (214 amino acids)
Biological process (GO): endocytosis
Cellular component (GO): membrane; clathrin vesicle coat
Source: RefSeq, a predicted model, not a curated record
AUGGACGACGACUACGAGGAGACGCUGCUGAUCAUCAACGAAUGCUUUGUCUAUAAGAUUCCUCCGCGCAGCAGUGCCGAGGGCUACCGAGCGAAGGACUGGAACAUCGAGACCUUCAUCUGGAGCGGUCGCCUCGUCAUCAAGGCGCAGGGCGAGAUGUGCGUCAUUCGUCUCGAGGAUCCCAACACCGGCGCCCUGUUCGGACUGUGCCCCGUCAACACGACCGGUCCCCAGGCCGUCGAAGCCGUGCUCGACUCCUCCCGCUACUUCGUCCUCAGGAUCGAAGAUGGACGGGGGCAUCACGCCUUCAUCGGCAUGGGGUUCACAGAGCGUUCGGAGGCCUUCGACUUCAACGUAGCGCUUCAGGACCACGCCAAGGAGGUGAAGCGAAAGAAGGAGAUGAAGCACGCACAGGACAGACUCGCCCAGGAGCCCGCCCUCGACUUCAGUCUCAAGGAGGGGCAGACCAUCACCGUCAACAUCAAAACGCCCAAGAAAGCAGCGCCGACACAGGACAGGACACCUGUUCUCACCGGCGGCGGCUUCAGCACCCCCUUCCUUCCGCCCCCACCAGGCGCGAAGAAGAAGACGCCUGCCGCCCCCACUGCUCGCGCGGCUGCCAAGCCCAACGAAUGGGGCUUUUGA